Messenger RNA from Neopsephotus bourkii (Bourke's parrot), 1534 nucleotides. It is a transcript of the gene ALKAL1, whose product is annotated as ALK and LTK ligand 1. The coding region runs from base 5 to 712 and encodes 235 amino acids. Gene Ontology annotation, molecular function: receptor tyrosine kinase binding; receptor signaling protein tyrosine kinase activator activity. Gene Ontology annotation, biological process: positive regulation of ERK5 cascade; positive regulation of ERK1 and ERK2 cascade. The record is from RefSeq and is a predicted model, not a curated record. The transcript is spliced from 6 exons. NCBI's taxonomy places the organism in Eukaryota, Metazoa, Chordata, Aves, Psittaciformes, Psittacidae.
CCGGAUGCCCUUCCCUACGCUCUCGCCCGAGAGCCGCUGCGGGGCGGGCGGAUGGCGGGACGGCCCGCGGGGGUCCGCCGGCGGAGGAAGGAGGCAACGGGAGGCGCGGGAACGCCAGGGGCAAAGGGAGCCGAGCAAAUCCCCCGCAAAGCCCGGGACCGCAAAUAUCGCCGCAGAGAUGCGAGGGGCGAAGAAGCGCCAGGCGCUGCCCGCCAUCCUGCUCCUGCUGCUGGCCUCGGCCCCGCCGCCACCCGGCGCCGAGGGCAGGGACGUGCCGUCCGCCGAAGCCGAGCGGGGGGCGCUGCUCGAUUUCCUUCUCCAAGCCCUGGGCGACGGCGAACGCCCGCUGCCGCCCCGCCCGCCGCGGCGGGACCGGGUGAUCUCCCGGCGGUACAUCGGCGGCGCCCCGUCGCCGGAACCCCGCUCUGUUGCCGUCGCCGCCGCCGCCCCCCGGCCGCCGCCGGCCGUCGCCCCUCCGCCUCCACGGCUCUUCGCCACCGCCCGACACGGAGAAAUUUUUCCAAGAGAUUCCACUCUAAAAGACAAGUUCAUAAAACAUUUUACAGGGCCAGUCACGUUUUCAUCAGAGUGUAGCAAGCACUUUCAUCGACUGUAUCACAACACAAGGGAUUGCUCAACUCCAGCCUAUUACAAAAGGUGUGCAAGGUUGCUAACAAGAUUAGCAAUGAGCCCUUUGUGUACACAGUCCUAGGAUGUUUGCUGUACUUUUUACCAAGGAGAGAAUUCUGAUUUGCCAAGAAAGUGCCUUGAAAUCUUCCAAGACAGAGAAGACAUCUUUUACUUUUUUUUGAUUUACAACGUUUUGUUACUAGAUACUUUUUAUUUUCAUAUAUUUGUUGGACAUUCCAUAUUUGUGUGAAACAUUAUUUUAUUUUAAUUUGUAAAUUUGUUGCCUAUAGUUCAGACAAGCCAAUUAUUUAAAUACAUUGUAUAUAAAGAAUACUAAUGAUAUACUGAUUAAAUGUUUCAACCAUAUGCAGGGAGUUGGUAAAAUUUUGCUGUUUCUCUUGUUCCAUUGUAUUUACAUCAUUCUGCUCAGGCUCUUACUUUCAUUAUUUGCACUAACUUGAAAUGCAGAAGUCUAUGUAACUGAAAUCUGAAUAAGCUGUAAGUGGAGAAGUUUUACUUGCCAUGGAAGAUAUUUUAUAUUAUGAAGCUUUGUUAAUAUAUACAUAUAUCUUAUUGCACAUCAGAAAAAAAAUUGCUCAGAAAUGCACCUUGCUUUCAGGAACAUUUGUAUGACUAUUCUGGAUUGUCAUCAGUUGCAUUUGUACUGGCACUUAUGGAAAGAGUUGCAAAUAAUGUAAAUAUAAAGACUGGAAAACUGCAAUGCAGUUUUGGUGGAAUAAAGGACAUAAAAGUGAACUCUUUUCCAGGAGGGGUUAUUUAAAUUUAUUAAGAGGCUAAUUAUUUAAUAUAAAAAUUGAAUUUAUCUGGUGAAUUUGAAAUAAUUUUCCAUUGAGAACUGCAAACCUGUGGGUUUAGGUUUUUAAAACAUUUUAUUUUCAAAUGA